GUUUAGCUUAGUCAGUGAAAUACAGCACUGGAUGUUUUGUAGUUUUAUAAUCUUUGAACUUGUUUUAGUGCUUCCUUUUUAUGCAACAUUUUUAUGAAUUGUUCAAAACUGUGUCCUGAAAAAUUUUUAUCUGGGACCAAGCCAGAUCCUAGUUGAUAUCUUGUGACAAGUGACAGGCACACAGUUUAUAUUUACAUGGAAUCGAAGGACCUUUUGAUCUCUUGAACUUUGCAAUUACUGAAUUAACCUGAAUCAACAGCAAUUACGGAAGAUAACGCUGCACUUCUUCAAAAUUCUAUGAAAUUAUUGUAUAUUGAAUUUUAUGGCAAACAAAGUUGAUGCAAAAGUUGUUUUGCUUGGGAAGGAAUACAGUGGAAAGACUUGUCUGGUUGAGAGGUAUCUACAUGCUAGAUUUAACAAGGAUGUACCUUAUCAAAAUGUAAACAAUAGAGCUGCAUUUGGGGCCAAGAGAGAAUUCACAGAAAAAUCACUCACCCUGGGAAUAUGGGAUACUGCUGGAUCAGAACGAUAUGAAGCAAUGAGUCGGAUAUAUUACAGAGGAGCUAUGGCUGCAAUAAUUUGUUAUGAUUUGACAGACUCAACUAGUUUUGAUAAAGUGAAGUUUUGGGUAAAUGAGCUGAAAACUCAUGAAGAGAGUUGUAACAUAUUCCUAUGUGGUACGAAAGCAGAUUUAGUUCAUCGAGAUAAAAGCAUUAGACAAGUGGAUUAUCAUACUACCACGGAUUAUGCAGAUGAAAUUGAGGCCAAAGUCUUUGAAACUUCAAGUUUAACAGGAGAGAAUGUUGGUGAACUGUUUUACGAUGUUGCCAAAACAUGCCUUGAGAAACCUGCUUUAAAAGCUCCAAUAGAAAUGAAUUCGUUGUCUUUAGAAGAGCCAAGGAAGAAAAGACAUUGUUUUUGCAGCUAAUAUCUUAGACAAUCAAUAAUAUGGUAGAACAAGGCACUUUCAGCAUGGGUAAAUAAUAUUUAACUUAAUCAGGCUUGUUUUAACAACCUUACAUACAUUUGGGAUUGAUGAAUGAAUUGACAAUGGAUAUAAAGUUCCUUGAGAAAAAUAAGGCAAUAUAACAAUGUCAAAAGAACAAUCAUCAAAGAACCUACCAUCACCAGUGAAAGAAAAAUAGAAUUUCUUUGAGUUAAUGACAGUGCACUACUUAGGAAAUCAUAUAUAUACAAUGUAACUGGUUCGAUUUGAUAACAUGUACAAGAAGCUUGUUUUUUCAAAAUCUGGUGUAAUAUUUUCAAUAAACAUGCUCAUCUAGGUCAA
Xenia sp. Carnegie-2017 is the source of this 1288-nucleotide messenger RNA. Its product is annotated as ras-related protein Rab-24-like. The coding region runs from base 323 to 928 and encodes 201 amino acids. Gene Ontology annotation, molecular function: GTP binding; GTPase activity. The record is from RefSeq and is a predicted model, not a curated record. Lineage: Eukaryota; Metazoa; Cnidaria; Anthozoa; Malacalcyonacea; Xeniidae. The transcript is spliced from 8 exons.